This is a messenger RNA of Tympanuchus pallidicinctus (lesser prairie-chicken), 2843 nucleotides long. It is a transcript of the gene GNB3, whose product is annotated as G protein subunit beta 3. NCBI's taxonomy places the organism in Eukaryota, Metazoa, Chordata, Aves, Galliformes, Phasianidae. Bases 1718 to 2740 code for a protein of 340 amino acids. Gene Ontology annotation, molecular function: signaling receptor complex adaptor activity; protein binding. The transcript is spliced from 10 exons. Gene Ontology annotation, biological process: G protein-coupled receptor signaling pathway. Gene Ontology annotation, cellular component: cytoplasm; heterotrimeric G-protein complex. The record is from RefSeq and is a predicted model, not a curated record.
AGAUGCCAUCUACUUGUAAUAGGGUAAGAAAGCUCUGCUAUGGCUUACCCCUGGAAAACUUGGGAGCUCUUUUAAAGAAAAAGCACUGUACACUCACAUUUCCCUGAAGUGGGGUGUUUUGUUUUGUUUUAAUUCAUGCACCAAAUUGUCUGUGAAGGCAAAUAUUUAGUUUAUUAUUUUCCAUGCUGAUAUAGAGACAAUCUGCUGUCAUUGCCCAGGGGAUUAGUGUCCAGAGAUGGGAUUAUAUUGUAGCCAAGCAGGAACUGAAUGAGGUGGAUAUGGAGCGUGAAAAAGAGCAGUGAGCAUUUUCUUGGGAAGCGUGUAACUUCAAGGCCUAUGAAACAGGCCUUGAUGUGAGCUGCAUAGAGACCACAAAUGUGGUAUGGAAGGAAAUAAGUCUGAACAGUUGGGGCCAGUUUGGUAGGAGGUGCAUGAGCGUUCCCCUCCCUGCUGUUUGGCUCAAGGCCUCUUGCCUAGUGGAACAUGUUGUGUUAGCUUCAGUCCUACAGUGCUGAAGAAGCUGGACUGAAGUAAGGAAGACCUUCCCCGUUCUGAAUCCUGCCACUUCCUUAAUAUGCAAACCUGGGAAUCAUGCAUCAACAACCCUUUUUGUCUCCUGAUCUUCCCAGGAUCAUGGGAAAAAGAAAAUUUGAUGUGUGCAUUUCAAAUUCGCUACCCUUAAAAGGAGAUCCACAAGCUCCUUGCAUCCACAGGUUCUUCCCAGUGAUUUACUUGGGAUCGCUGGAUGUCUCCUGCUUGAUGAGACCCUUUUUGGUGGGAUGUGGGGCCAGUGUCCACAGCUCUGGCUUGCUCUACCCAAAGGUGGCUUGGGUGAUUAGACUGAUGGCUUCCUGACGUCAGAUGAGAUCCGUUAAAAGGUAUUUAUCUCAGGCUUGGGCCAAAGCUGCGGGAGAGAUUAAAAAAGAUUGAGGCCAAGAUAAUCCCCUCGCAGCAUCCCACUAAAGUGGCUGCCAAAAGGCACACCACCAAAUCUUUUGCUGCUCCUGGCCUCUGCGCCCAGUUCUGUUUUCCCCACGCAGAGCUGGAGUUUGCUGCCCAGAGAGGCUGGGACCCCUGCCCUACACCACUGUGGGUCUUGCCUUGGCAGGACUGCUGUGAGUGACACAAUUUCCUCUUCCUGGCGUGCACAGGGCACAAGUGGCACUCUGUAUCUGCAAAAAUGGGAAAUUUCUGUGGACGUGAGGUACAUGAGCCCUGCCCCAGUGGUUUAUAAUCCUAGCCUGUUCUGGCUAAUCUUCACUUUAUUAGUCCGUGGCUCACAUAAACAUGGAUUCAAAUGUGCCCGCAAUGUUUGCUUUCCCUUCAGGAGGAGUGUGCUACUCUCUCUUUUCACCCCUCCCCAUCCACCUGCUUUGCAUUACGUCCCAAUCCGAUUUCCCCAAGUCUCUGGUGUCUGAUUUAAUUUGCCUGACGCUGCUCCUGGAAUCAGCCCUCCCCCGGCCCCUCCCGUCCACAGCCUUCCAGCUCCCCAUGGGGAGAUCAGUCCUGGGAGAGGUUGAGGAGCUGAGAAGGAGCGAGGGUGGACAACAGGACCGAUUGGGCACCACGAGGGGACGAGGACCUUCUGGCUGGAGGGAAGCCAUCCUCAGCUGGGAGGCAGGCUGUGAGACUCCCAGCUAGGGAAAGCGACCCAGCCUACGCUACAGAUCCUGAUUGAAGGUUGCCCACGUGGAAAAGCCACCUCUAGCUCAGAAAGAUGGGAGAAAUGGAACAGAUGAAGCAGGAGGCUGAGCAGCUGAAGAAGCAGAUUGCGGAUGCCCGGAAAGCUUGUGCAGACACAACACUUGCUCAGAUUGUGUCUGGAAUGGAGGUUGUCGGCCGCAUUCAGAUGCGGACCCGAAGGACUCUGCGUGGGCACUUGGCCAAGAUCUACGCCAUGCACUGGUCAACAGACUCCAAACUACUGGUCAGUGCCUCACAAGACGGGAAACUGAUUGUGUGGGACACAUACACAACUAACAAGGUUCACGCCAUCCCUUUGCGUUCCUCCUGGGUCAUGACCUGUGCCUAUGCACCCUCAGGUAAUUUUGUGGCCUGCGGGGGCCUUGACAACAUGUGCUCCAUCUACAACCUCAAGACACGUGAAGGCAAUGUCAAAGUGAGCAGGGAACUCUCAGCUCACACAGGUUACCUCUCCUGCUGCCGGUUUCUUGAUGACAACAGUAUUGUGACUAGCUCUGGAGAUACCACGUGUGCACUCUGGGACAUUGAGACAGGGCAGCAGAAGACCGUUUUCCUGGGUCACACUGGAGACUGUAUGAGCUUGGCAGUUUCCCCAGACUUCAAACUGUUCAUCUCUGGAGCCUGUGAUGCCACUGCCAAACUGUGGGACGUGCGGGAGGGUACCUGCCGCCAGACAUUCUCAGGGCAUGAGUCUGACAUCAAUGCCAUCUGCUUCUUCCCUAAUGGCGAAGCCAUCUGCACUGGCUCAGAUGAUGCCACCUGCCGCCUCUUUGACCUCCGGGCAGACCAGGAGCUCAUAGUGUACUCUCACGAAAGCAUCAUCUGCGGAAUCACAUCAGUCGCCUUCUCCCGCAGCGGGCGCCUCUUGCUUGCUGGAUAUGAUGACUUCAAUUGCAACAUCUGGGACUCCCUGAAAGCAGAACGUGUGGGAAUCCUUUCUGGCCACGACAACAGGGUGAGCUGCUUGGGCGUUACAGCAGAUGGCAUGGCUGUUGCCACUGGCUCCUGGGACAGCUUCCUCAAGAUUUGGAACUAAGGACAGCAGAGGAGAGAGAAAGAACAGCGGAAGCAUGGCCCACGGCAACCGCAUCAUCAGCCAAGCACAACAGAAACACCCACUUGUCACUCUCACUUCUCUC